This is a messenger RNA of Candoia aspera, 3690 nucleotides long. It is a transcript of the gene HDAC11, whose product is annotated as histone deacetylase 11. Gene Ontology annotation, cellular component: histone deacetylase complex. The record is from RefSeq and is a predicted model, not a curated record. Bases 120 to 1184 code for a protein of 354 amino acids. The transcript has 10 exons. Gene Ontology annotation, molecular function: histone deacetylase activity. Lineage: Eukaryota; Metazoa; Chordata; Lepidosauria; Squamata; Candoiidae.
GCAAAUGGCCUCAUUGGAACAGACUGAGCGUGCUCAGGAGCGCCCGGGCAUGCUCAGUAGCGCCCGGGCAGGACUUUCUGACAAGUCGGGGGCUCGGACGGAACAUCCUUCAGGGCAGCAUGCCUCAUAGGACAGAACUAUAUCAAGAUACUCCAUCAACAUGCUGGCCCAUUGUGUAUUCACCAGAUUACAACAUUACAUUUCUGGGCCUGGAGAAGCUACAUCCAUUUGAUGCUGGAAAAUGGGGGAAAGUAAUAAAUUUCUUGAAAGAAGCAAAGCUAAUCACAGAUGACUUGAUUGUAAAGGCUCAAGAGGCAACCGAGGAAGAUCUCUUAGUGGUUCACACAAGACAUUACUUGAACCGAUUAAAGUGGUCCUUUGUAGUAGCUACAAUUACAGAAAUCCCGCCAGUCCUUUUUAUGCCAAAUUUCCUUGUUCAGAGGAAAGUGCUGAGGCCUCUGAGAACACAAACAGGAGGAACAAUAAUGGCAGGGAAACUGGCCAUUGAGCGAGGGUGGGCAAUUAAUAUCGGUGGCGGCUUCCAUCACUGUUCAGGUGAUAAGGGUGGAGGCUUCUGCGCAUAUGCUGAUAUCUCAUUGGCUAUAAAGUUUUUAUUUGAAAGAGUAGAAGGAGUUUCUAGGGCAACUAUUAUAGACUUGGAUGCACAUCAGGGGAAUGGACAUGAAAGAGAUUUCUUGGAAGACAGAAGAGUAUAUAUUAUGGAUGUUUACAACAGGUAUAUUUAUCCAGGAGAUGGGCUUGCUAAACGUGCCAUAAAGCGGAAAGUUGAAUUGGAAUGGGGCACAGAAGACCCUGAAUACCUUCAGAAAGUAAAAACUCACGUGGAAGGUGCACUGAAUGAAAUGAGACCAGACAUAAUUAUUUUUAAUGCUGGAACUGAUAUUUUGGAUGGUGAUCCUCUGGGAGGCUUAGCUAUUUCACCUGAGGGCAUUAUUGAAAGAGACGAAAUUGUGUUCAGAGCAGCUCGAAAACACAGAAUCCCUAUCCUGAUGGUGACAUCUGGGGGCUAUCAGAAGAGGACUGCACGGAUUAUUGCUGAUUCUCUUCUCAAUUUGCACCACCUUGGGCUGAUCGACCAGGAUCUUGCUGCCCGGGAAGCUGGAAGCACUAAGGUAGAACUAAUGAUCAAGGAACGUAAGCAAGAUCAGCUGACCUGUCAGUAAAGAAGGAGAAUUUGGGAUCACUGCAUAAAUAGGCAAUUAUAAUUGUUUAAUAUUUAAACCAUGAGAUGAGCAAUAUCCCAAGUUCUCAUAGAAUUAAUAUACACUAAUAGAAACAGAUACUUACUAGUAUCUUCUUUGCUUUCCAAUGACAGUCCCAUGAGGGUUGUCAUCAAGCUUCGUCCAGUUCUUUUAAAUGCUGUUUUAUGAAUUUAACACUGGCCUAACAUCUGGAGUGAGUUAGACUUGCUGUGGUCUCAACAUCUUCUUACCUCACAUGAUCUGGCUCUUCAAAUAGGAUUUGCGUUUAAAGGAGGCAAACAUUUCUGCAAGGGGUUAAAGGAACAUUUUGAAAGCUAGAGCAGAACUAUUUUUUGAAGGACAGCCAAGAUAAUGCAAAUGUGAACAUAAUGCAAAGAAAAUUGAGCGUGCAUAUAUGUGUGUGGCAUUGUAACGUCUUCCGUUAAUUUCUAAAUAGAAUUCUAGUGAGAAAAUGGCAAGAUUUUAAUUUUUCCUUUAUCAGAAAGGGAAGCUAAUAUGAGUAUCUUUUUGUUCAUCUGAAAUACGACUAAACUUCAAAACUACCGGCAAGGGUAUUGUGGCAUCUGCUAGAUUCGUAACUUAUUUGUUUUUCCUCACUCUCCCCAGAACAAUAUAACAGAAUACUGCUGUCUGUCUGUCUGUUAUUUUUCACUGAAAAUUUAGGACUAUGUGCACUAAAAAUAUCACAAGUAAAGGUCAGAAUUUUUCAGCAAGCUAAAGUGCAAUGCCAAGUAGUAUAUAAAUUCUAAUGAAACCUAUGGAGAUCCUGAAGUAACGUCUAAGUAAUUUGUUCCAGGUUUAACAGCAAAAAGAUAAAACAAAACAAUACCUAACACUUUUUCUAAACUGGUGCCUAUCAAAAUUGCAUGAUUGAAGUACACUCUUUUUUUAAAAAAAUCAAAGUUCAGUGUAGUAACAUCUGUCUUUGAUUAUAGAUCUCAUUGAGAGUACAUGCAUUUCUUUAUAAUGCUACCACUGUAGUAUAUGAAUUCGGAAGCCUUGGAAAAGCUAUACGUGUGAAGUAAGGAUUUAAAGUUUAUUGUUUUCAGUCACAUUUCUGGAAAGUGUGUGGAUUUUUUGAGAGGGAUAGGACAUGCAAUUAUUUCUUUUUAAACUGCAGAAAGCUAUUCUAUUAUGUAAACAUUCAGUGCUUUCUUUAAAAUGGUACCACCCGUAUCCUUCAAGGGUAUAUUUUGAAGAGGUAGUUCCUAAGAAGGGAAAAUUUGCCUCUAAUCUCAGAACCUUUUAAUAUUGGAGACAAUUGAUUAAUGGCCAGAAAAUAAAUGAGUAGCAACAGGGAUUUAUUUGCAUGUACUGUAUGUCUAUGGGUCCUACGGAACUAAAGGCUCCUCCUGCGGUACACAAAAUAAUGCUGUAAAAUUAAUGAAAAUAAUUUCUAGGGAACGCAGUGAGUGUCAGAGGAUGUGAGUUCCCAGUGGAUUUAGUGUCCGCCAGAUUCUAUCAUCAUCAUCAUCAUCAUCAUCAUUGAAACUGAAAUACAGUAGAAACCUGGCAUGCUGCAGAUUCUAACAUACCCUAAGCUCCAGAUAAGCUACAUAGGUAUUCUUCGAAAAUGAAAAUUACGAUAGUUAGGUGCUUCGUUAAGAAGUAUGCCAGUGUGCCCUAAGAAAAGAUAAGCCCUUACCUGCCCGUUACAAAAAACAACCUGCCAUAAAUUUAUUGGGAUGGCAGGGAGCAUCCUGAAGCUGGAGUGUGUAGUGGGAAGCAAGUAGGGGUCCUGUGACUGGCUACCUCAACACGAUAGCCAUUUUGGAACUAGGAAGCUGCUACCCAGGGCAGUCAUUCCAUGAAGUCACCCACAAUGCUUUUGAAAGUGCAGAUGAAUCCACUAGCCUGACAAGGUGGCCUAUCCCUGAAAUGCAAAAUCAAAUACAUCCCAGGGCAUUCGUUUUACUAUAGGUACCAUUAGGCUAAAUUAGCUGUUUUGCAGAAAACAGUAUUUUCAGAAGCUAGAAAUCAUGAUGAAAAUACGUGUGCAACUGAAGGGCAUCCUUUGGUCACGAAGUACCCAGGUUCAGGUUCAUAGAUCCAGAGCUAGCUUACAACCUGGUCACAGAAUGUCUAUUUCGGUGGUUAACUGGAACGUCUUGCAGUUCUUGAGAAAUGAUGUAAUAGAGCAACUCAAACUCAGUUAAUACGAAUUCUCAACCGGAGGCAUGUUGUUAUAGGAAAAAGUCAAAUUUGCUAGGAAUGAUUUUAAUUUUAUAAACUUGAUGCUCUGGGUUAAUAUUAAGUGGCAAUAUUAUCUUUAAAAAGCACUUUCCUCUAGUGUUUAAAACAAAUACUGAGCUGUAUUUUUUAUGUUGUCUAACGUACCUAGAGUUGUUAUAUGAAGCAAUUUUUUAUGGUGUUUACGUUUGUACUGAUUUCUAUCACUGUAGUAUGUACUAGAAUGUAAUCAUGUUUAAUUUUAUUUAUGGAUAAAAUUAAAAUAUCGUUAAAUUUU